AUGUUUCGCUUUUUCCUUUACAUUAUACCACUUCCCACCCCUCUACCAGGUUCUAACCUUUUGGAUCUAUGUAAUUCCCCAUUCUCCCUCUUUCCAUCACCCCUCCCAAUUCUCCCUCUUUCCAUCACCCCGCCCCAUUCUCCCUCUUUCCAUCAUCCAGCCCCAUUCUCCCUCUUUCCAUCACCCCGCCCCAUUCUCCCUCUUUCCAUCACCCAGCCCCAUUCUCCCGCUUUCCAUCACCCCGCCCUAUUCUCCCUCUUUCCAUCACCCUACCCCAUUCUCCCUCUUUCCAUCACCCCGCCCCAUUCUCCCGCUUUCCAUCACCCCGCCCCAUUCUCCCGUUUUUUAUCACCCAGCCUCAUUCUCCCUCUUUCCAUCACCCAGCCCCAUUCUCCCUCUUUCCACCCCGCCCCAUUCUCCCGCUUUCCAUCUCCCCGCCCCAUUCUCCCUCAUUCCAUCACCUCGCCCCAUUCUCCUGCUUUCCAUCACUCCGCACCGUCCCUCUUUCCAUCACCCCGCCCCAUCCAUCACCCCGCACCAUUCUCCCUCUUGCCAUCACCCCGCCCCAUUCUCCCUCUUUCCAUCACCCCGCCCCAUUCUCCCUCUUUCCAUCACCCCGCCCCUUCUCCCGCUUUCCAUCACCCCACCCCAUUUUCCCACUUUCCAUCACCCCGCCCCAUUCUCCCGCUUUCCAUCACCCGGUCCCAUUCUCCCUCUUUCCAUCACCCCGCCCUAUUCUCCCUCUUUCCAUUUAUCAUCCAGCCCAUUUCUCCCUCUUUCCAUCACCCGCCCCAUUCUCCCUCUUUCCAUCACCCCGCCCUAUUUUCCCUCUUUCCAUCACCCCGCCCCAUUCUCCCGCUUUCCAUCACACCGCCCCAUUCUCCCCCUUUCCAUCACCCCGCCCCGUUCUCUCGCUUUCCAUCACCCCGCCCCGUUCUCCCGCUUUCCAUCACCCCGCCCCGUUCUCCCGCUUUCCAUCACCCCGACCCGUUCUCCCGCUUUCCAUCACCCCGCCCUGUUCUCCCGCUUUCCAUCACCCUGCCCCGUUCUCCCGCUUUACAUCACCCCGCCGCGAUCUCCCGCUUUCCAUCACCCCGCCCCAUUCUCCCUCUUUACAUCAACCCGCCCCAUUCUCCCUCUUUCCAUCAUGCCGCACCAUUCUCCCUCUUGCCAUCACCCCGCCCCAUUCUCCCUCUUUCCAUCACCCCGCCCCUUCUCCCGCUUUCCAUCACCCCGCCCCAGUUUUCCGCUUUCCAUCACCCCGCCCCAUUUUCCCACUUUCCAUCACCCCGCCCCAUUCUCCCGCUUUCCAUCACCCGGUCCCAUUCUCCCUCUUUCCAUCACCCAGCCCUAUUCUCCCUCUUUCCAUUUAUCACCCAGCCCAUUUCUCCCUCUUUCCAUCACCCCGCCCCAUUCUCCCUCUUUCCAUCACCCCGCCCUAUUUUCCCUCUUUCCAUCACCCCGCCCCAUUCUCCCGCUUUCCAUCACCCCGCCCCAUUCUCCCCCUUUCCAUCACCCUGCCCCGUUCUCCCGCUUUCCAUCACCCCGCCCCGUUCUCCCGCUUUCCAUCACCCCGACCCGUUCUCCCGCUUUCCAUCACCCCGACCCGUUCUCCCGCUUUCCAUCACCCCGCCCCGUUCUCCCGCUUUACAUCACCUUGCCGCGAUCUCCCGCUUUCCAUCACCCCGCCCCAUUCUCCCUCUUUACAUCACCCCGCCCCAUUCUCCCUCUUUCCAUCACCCAGCCCCAUUCUCCCGCUUUCCAUCACGCCGCCCCAUUCUCCCUCUUUCCAUCACCCCGCCCCAUUCUCCCGCUUUCCAUCACCCCGCCCCAUUCUCCCUCUUUCCAUCACCCAGCCACAUACUCCCUCUUUCCAUCACCCUGUCCCAUUCUCCCUCUUUCCAUCACCCUGCCCCGUUCUCCCUCUUUCCAUCACCCCGCCCCAUUCUCCUACUUUCCAUCACCUCGCCCCAUUCUCCCGCUUUCCAUCACCCCGCCCCAUUCUCCCGCUUUCCAUCACCCCGCCCCAUUCUCCCUCUUUCCAUAACCCCACCCCAUUCUCCCGCUUUCCAUCAUCCCGCCCCAUUCUCCCGCUUUCCAUCACCCCGCCCCGUUCUCCCGCUUUCCAUCACCCCGCCCCAUUCUCCCGCUUUCCAUCACCCCGCCGUAUUCUCCCUCCUUCCAUCACCCCGCCCCAUUCUCCCGCUUUCCAUCACCCCGCCCCGUUCUCCCGCUUUCCAUCACCCCGCCCUUUUCUCCCGCUUUCCAUCACCCCGCCCCGUUCUCCCGCUUUACAUCACCCCGCCGCGAUCUCCUGCUUUCCAUCACCCCGCCCCAUUCUCCCUCUUUACAUCACCCCGCCCCAUUCUCCCUCUUUCCAUCACCCAGCCCCAUUCUCCCGCUUUCCAUCACGCCGCACCAUUCUCCCUCUUGCAUCACCCCGCCCCAUUCUCCCUCUUUCCAUCACCCCGCCCCAUUCUCCCUCUUUCCAUCACCCCGCCCCUUCUCCCGCUUUCCAUCACCCCGCCCCAUUUUCCCGCUUUCCAUCACCCCGCCCCAUUCUCUUGCUUUCCAUCACCCCGCCCCAUUCUCCCGCUUUCCAUCACCCGGUCCCAUUCUCCCUCUUUCCACCACCCUGCCCUAUUCUCCCUCUUUCCAUUUAUCACCCAGCCCAUUUCUCCCUCUUUCCAUCACCCCGCCCCAUUCUCCCUCUUUCCAUCACCCCGCCCUAUAUUCCCUCUUUCCAUCACCCCGCCCCAUUCUCCCGCUUUCCAUCACCCCGCCCCAUUCUCCCCCUUUCCAUCACCCCGCCCCGUUCUCCCGCUUUCGAUCACCCCGCCCCGUUCUCCCACUUUCCAUCACCCCGACCCGUUCUCCCGCUUUCCAUCACCCCGACCCGUUCUCCCGCUUUCCAUCACCCCGCCCUCCCCAUUCUCCCGCUUUCCAUCACGCCGCCCCAUUCUCCCUCUUUCCAUCACCCCGCCCCAUUCUCCCGCUUUCCAUCACCCCGCACCAUUCUCCCUCUUUCCAUCACCCCGCCCCAUUCUCCCGCUUUCCAUCACCCCGCCCCAUUCUCCCGCUUUCCAUCACCCCGCCCCAUUCUCCCGCUUUCCAUCACCCUGCCCCAUUCUCCCGCUUUCCAUCACCACGCCUCAUUGUCCCUCUUUCCAUCACCCCGCCCCAUUCUCCCGCUUUCCAUCACCCCGACCCAUUCUCCCUCUUUCCAUCACCCCGCCCCAUUCUCCUGCUUUCCAUCUCCCCGCCCCGUUCUCCCGCAAACCAACACCCCGCCCCGUUCUCCCGCUUUCCAUCACCCCGCCCCAUUCUCCCGCUUUCCAUCACCCCGCCGCAUUCUCCCUCCUUCCAUCACCCUGCCCCAUUCUCCCUCUUUCCAUCACCCCGCCCCAUUCUCCCGUUUUCCAUUACGCCGCCCCAUUCUCUCUCUUUCCAUCACCCCGCCCCAUUCUCCCGCUUUCCAUCACCCCGCCCCAUUUUCCCUCUUUCCAUAACCCCGCCCCAUUCUCCCGCUUUCCAUCACCCCGCCCCAUUCUCCCGCUUUUCAUCACCCCGCCCCAUUCUCCCGCUUUCCAUCACCCUGCCCCAUUCUCCCGCUUUCCAUCACCCCGCCUGAUUGUCCCUCUUUCCAUCACCCCACCCCAUUCUCCCGCUUUCCAUCACCCCGACCCAUUCUCCCUCUUUCCAUCACCCCGCCCCAUUCUCCUGCUUUCCAUCUCCCCGCCCCGUUCUCCCGCUUUCCAUCACCCGCCCCGUUCUCCCGCUUUCCAUCACCCCGCCCCAAUCUCCCGCUUUCCAUCACCCCGCCCCGAUCUCCCGCUUUCCAUCACCCUGCCCCAUUCUCCCUCUUUCCAUCACCCCGCCCCGUUCUCCCGCUUUCCAUCACCCAGCCCCAUUCACCCGCUUUCCAUCACCCCGCCCCAUUCUCCCGCUUUCCAUCACCCCACCCCAUUCUCCCGCUUUCCAUCGCCCCGCCCCAUUCUCCCGCUUUCCAUCGCCCCGCCCCAUUCUCCCGCUUUCCAUCACCCCGCCCCAUUCUCCCUCUUUCCAUCACCCCGCCCCAUUCUCCCGCUUUCCAUCACUCCGCCCCAUUCUCCCGCUUUCCAUCACCCCGCCCAUUUCUCCCGCUUUCCAUCACCCCACCCCAUUCUCCCUCUUUCCAUCACCCAACCCCAUUCUCCCUCUUUCCAACACCCCGCCCCAUUCUCCCGCUUUCCAUCACCCCGCCCCAUUCUCCCACUUUCCAUCACUCCGCCACAUUCUCCCUCUUUCCAUCACCCCGCCCCAUUCUCCCGCUUUCCAUCACCCAGCCCCAUUCUCCCUCUUUCAAUCACCCCGCCCCAUUCUCCCUCUUUCCAUCACCCAGCCCAUUUCUCCCGCUUUCCAUCACCCCGCCCCAUUCUCCCUCUUUCCAUCACCCCGCCCUAUUCUCCCUCUUUCCAUCACCCCGCCCCAUUCUCCCUCUUUCCAUCACCCAGCCACAUACUCCCUCUUUCCAUCACCCUGUCCCAUUCUCCCUCUUUCCAUCACCCUGCCCCGUUCUCCCUCUUUCCAUCACCCCGCCCCAUUCUCCUACUUUCCAUCACCUCGCCCCAUUCUCCCGCUUUCCAUCACCCCGCCCCAUUCUCCCGCUUUCCAUCACCCCGCCCCAUUCUCCCUCUUUCCAUCACCCCACCCCAUUCUCCCGCUUUCCAUCAUCCCGCCCCAUUCUCCCUCUUUCCAUCACCCUGCCCCAUUCUCCCUCUUUCAAUCACCCCGACCCAUUCUCCCACUUUCCAUCACCGGGGCGGGGUGAUGGAAAGUGUGAGAAUGGGGCGGGGUGAUGGAAAGAGGGAGAAUGGGGCAGGGCGAUAG
Molecule: messenger RNA, 4869 nt
Organism: Closterium sp. Naga37s-1
Lineage: Eukaryota; Viridiplantae; Streptophyta; Zygnematophyceae; Desmidiales; Closteriaceae
Source: the annotation of a GenBank genome assembly